GCCAAAAAAAUAAAAUAAAAUCCCGCGCUAGAAAACAAGUACUUAAAAAAGGAAGGAAAAGAAGGGGGGCUCCCUGGAGGGGAUUGGUUCAGCCUGGAAGACAGGGAAAUUAGUAAAGCAUGAGUCUCCAAGCCAUGCUGGUGGCCAGCACUCGGAUGAGAACGCUUUCGGAGCAAUUAGCGAAGAGCUGAAGGCGGCUGCUGCUGCUGCAGACGGGGAGGAAGCAAGGGCAGUUCCCUCCGGAGGCUCCCUCCACAGCAAGCAUUUGCUCACUCCAGCUGCAGAAGGGUUUCAGAUGUCCCACCGCUGCUUGACCCCCUGCAAAUAAGGGUUGACCACCAGAGGCACAUCCCACCUCUUGCUUGUAAUCACUGACAUGCACUGAGGCUACAGCUUCCAACCUGUUUACAACCAGACGGGGGAAGAGAAGUUAGGAGUUUUCUCUCUGGAUUUUUUUUCUUUUUGGUACUUUCUGGAGGAUUCAAAGCAAAACAAAGGAACUGCCUCCUCGGGGCUGUCAGUGAGCAGGGACGAGUUGUACAACUGGCUUGGGCUUUGCCAAGGAAAGGGGGUGGGAAAACCAGAAGACCUUUCUGCAUCUAAGAUGGUAAAGGAAGGAGGGAGGAAGAGAACGAAUUAACCACGGGGAAGCCUCAGACCAGGUUGGGGAGGGGGGUGAGAGAAAAAAGAGAGGAUUAACCACCACCACCACCAACAACACACACAAAAACCCCACCAACUUUCUUCUGUGAGGGAGGACUCGGAGGAUUAAAAGGCAGCAACUUCUGAGGCGAUUUGUCCCCUGAGUUAUGGAUGUUGGUGUACUCACUUCAGGCCAGAUCAGAGCUCAGAGGGCUCUAACCAGAAGCAGCAGCCCCCCGCUCCCCACUUGCCUUAUACCGGGUUUUACCCUUCCAGUAUGUUUCUUCUGAUGAGACAUUUUCCAGCGCCCAGCGUUUCAGUACAAUGUGCAAAUGGAUACUGACAAAUGGUGCCUCAGCCUUUUCCCACCUGCCUUGCUGCGGCUGCUGCCUCUUCCUGCUGCUCUUCUUGGUGUCUUCUGGGUCUGUCAUCUGCCAGGACAUGCGGUCCCCGGAGGCCACCAACGCUUCUUCUUCAUCCUCCUCCUCUUCAUCCUUCUCCUCUCCUUCCAGCGCGGGGAGGCACGUGCGGAGCUACAAUCACCUCCAGGGAGAUGUCCGCUGGAGGAAGCUCUACUCUUAUAACAAGUACUUUCUCCGGAUUGAGAAGAACGGCAAGGUCAGCGGGACCAAGAAGGAGAACUGCCCGUACAGCAUAUUGGAGAUAACAUCUGUGGAAAUUGGAGUUGUGGCUGUUAAAUCCAUUAACAGCAACUAUUAUUUAGCCAUGAAUAAGAAAGGAAAAGUCUAUGGCUCUAAAGAGUUUAACAGUGAUUGUAAAUUGAAGGAAAGAAUAGAAGAAAAUGGAUACAACACAUAUGCAUCCUUAAAUUGGAAACACAAUGGAAGACAAAUGUUUGUGGCCUUGAAUGGAAGAGGUGCUACAAAGAGAGGACAGAAAACAAGGAGGAAAAACACCUCCGCUCACUUUCUUCCAAUGGUAGUAAUGUCAUAGAUGGAGGAACUGUUUUAUUGAUGCAGUUGGACCAAAGGCUCUUUUGUCAAGGAUACUUGGUAAUCCUCUUGAAGAGAAAAAAGGCAAAGAAACAGUGCAGACGUCUGCUUGUUUGAAAAGGGAGAGAAGCCUUUGAAGGUUUUGUGCUCACUGCUGGCACAUGAAGGACUUGUAAUUAGUUCUGUGUCAUAUCUUAUAAUCAAGAUACAAGCUGGAUCAAAUGGGAUGGGAACUAUUCCCAGUGUGAAUAAUGUUUUUUUUUAUCUCUGCGACAGAACUUGCAGGACGUGAGACAAUCUGUUGAAUGAUCUUUGGGGAAAGUUAUUUAUGGAAUACUAACUCAUAUCAAAGACCUUCAUUGCUCAUUCAAACCUAAUGAGCCAAUGAACAGACAGACACACAAGCAUUUACUGGAAGCACUUGGGUCAUAUGCACAAAUAAAGAAGUUUCUGGAACAGUCUCAUGGAAGAAUGGAUAGGAUUAAGAAAUAUAAGCAUAUUAGCAUUAAACUGUUCUAACAUAAUGAAUAGUAUGGUUCCUUGUAUAUUCUAAUUUCAUACCUUCUUAUUUCUCUCUAAAUUAUUUAUUUAAUAGGAUGUUAAAUAUCUUUUUGUUUUUGUUUUAAAUGAUUUCCUCAGUUGCUUCCUUAUUUUUUCCCUUUCUUCAACUUUUCUCUCAGAGGUUGAUAGAGUAAACUUUCAAAGCUUCACUGACAGCCUGAGAAUAGGAAACAUGUCUGUAAGUUAAAGUUAGCAUUGCAGUGAAUAUGUUAAAUCUGUUUUCUUCUAAACUGUUUUGCACUUAAGCAAAAACAAAAACAAAAAAACAACAAACAAACUUCAAGAAAUACUUUGUCAGGAUGGUGUUGUUGCUUGUAUGAAAAGGAUGGAGAGGGUCAAAUCUUUUUCUCAGGUGCGUUCAUGUUUGGGAUGUGUAUGUGUAUGCAAGUGAGAUCCCACUGGUUUUGUAUUUGGAACUAAAUGUGGCUUAUCUCCACUGAUUUGAAUGAGAUUGUGAUAUCCCAUACAUUUAAAGACAAGCCAAAUUAUCUCAUGGAGUUGGAAGCACCUGAAGGCAGAAUUUAGCUCCCAAAAAGUGAGUCCAAAAACAGCACACUCCUGCAGCCCUUGCUCAGUUAACCUCCAUACUCAAGAUGUCCUCAUUAACAACUUCAAGUGUCACAGAUAUAUACUGGUGCAUUUCCUGAAUAAAGAGUCUAGGACAGUCAUGAUCGUGCAUUUAUCAAAGACUGCUUCCUCAUGUAUAUAACACAGAGCACCAGCUAAAAACAGCAUCACUAUUCAGAGUUAAAAUAUCUUAUCCAUCACAGUAAAUGAAGGUUCAACAAAAUACAUCAGGCACUUUUAAUGAAAGGUCACUAUUCCCACAUCUUAAUUUGAGCAAAUACGUUUAAUUCUAAAAAUAAGUCUGGUCAACCUAAAAGAAUGUAAGGUUUGUUUUUUGCUAUACUUUUUUCUGUAAAUUUAGAGAGCUCUGGAUAACUCAUCAAUGCAACCAUAUUGAGAUUCAUUUUGUUAGAGCAGUUAAAUAGAAAAAAGUACACCAGCCAACCUGUACCUCUGUCCUCACAUUGUAUUCCACUAAAUAAAAGCCUAAACCUUC
Molecule: messenger RNA, 3219 nt
Organism: Pelodiscus sinensis (Chinese soft-shelled turtle)
Lineage: Eukaryota; Metazoa; Chordata; Testudines; Trionychidae
Source: RefSeq, a predicted model, not a curated record